CAUUUUUGAUUUCGAAAACCCUAGUGAGAGAAAUAGGAGGUUUGGUUAGAGAAUUUAGAGAGAUGGGAAGGAGGAUCCUGAACGAUGCCUUGAGGAGUAUGGUGAAUGCAGAGAGAAGAGGGAAAGCUAUGGUGGAACUCAAGCCAAUUUCCACUGUUAUGUCUUCAUUUCUCCGAAUCAUGAAAAACCAUGGUUAUAUCAAAGACUUUCAAGUCUAUGAUCCGCAUAGAGUGGGGAGGAUAACGGUUGAACUACAAGGUAGGAUUAACGAUUGCAAGGCUCUUACAUACCGAAAAGAUAUGAAGGCAAGGGAUCUUGAAGCCUACAGAUUGCAGACUCUUCCUACUCAUCAGUGGGGUUAUGUUGUGAUUACUACUCCUGACGGUGUUUUGGAUCAUGAAGAAGCCAUUAAGAAGAAUGUAGGCGGCCAGGUUCUUGGUUACUUUCACUGAAAUGAUCGUUGCCAUGCUAUUUUGGCUGUGUAUCACGUUCAGUUAUGUUUCCAGAUAAACAUUCAAAGAUUUUUUUUUCCUGUAUGAAUGUUAUAAGAUAGCAGCUCAUGCAUGGAGAGUAUGAUGAGUUGCAUUCGAUGCUUUGUGGAAAUUAGUCCUGUUUUGGUUAAAUGGUAUUUUAAACAUGAAGGAAUGUUAUGCCUCCUAUUUCUUAAUGUACUUCAAAUUCCAAGUU
This is a messenger RNA of Vigna angularis (adzuki bean), 687 nucleotides long. Its product is annotated as 40S ribosomal protein S15a-5. The transcript has 3 exons. Lineage: Eukaryota; Viridiplantae; Streptophyta; Magnoliopsida; Fabales; Fabaceae. The coding region runs from base 63 to 452 and encodes 129 amino acids. The record is from RefSeq and is a predicted model, not a curated record. Gene Ontology annotation, biological process: translation. Gene Ontology annotation, cellular component: cytosolic small ribosomal subunit; ribosome. Gene Ontology annotation, molecular function: structural constituent of ribosome.